Molecule: messenger RNA, 3890 nt
Organism: Sorex araneus (European shrew)
Lineage: Eukaryota; Metazoa; Chordata; Mammalia; Eulipotyphla; Soricidae
Gene: SLC2A3
Product: solute carrier family 2 member 3
Exons: 12
Coding region: 323-1903 (526 amino acids)
Biological process (GO): D-glucose transmembrane transport
Cellular component (GO): membrane
Source: RefSeq, a predicted model, not a curated record
GCGUCCGCGCGCGGGAGGGGGGGUAUGGGGACCGAGGCGGGAGUCUCCUAAAGCACAAAUGCUGCCACGCUGCUAACGGGGAAGGGCCCCCACCCAGCCCGAGCGUUCCUGGGGAAGGGUCCCCCGCCGGAGCGAGGGGCGCAGUUUUGGGUUUUUGGACAACAGCUGGUUGUACUCCGAGCUUGCUCUUGGCUCUAUGCUCAGGAAUCACACCCGGAGGUGCUCGGGGACCACGAUUGGUGCUGAGGAUCAAGCCAGGUUUGGCCCUGAGAAAGGCAACAGCGGGCCCUGAGGAAUCAGAGGCCGGCGAACGGACUCCACCAUGAGUGAAACAAUGAAACCGCAGCAACGUGUGACUUCCGAGCUGAUCUUUGCCAUCUCCGUGGCCACCAUCGGCUCCUUUCAGUUUGGCUACAACACGGGCGUCAUCAAUGCCCCCGAGACGAUCAUCAAGGCCUUCCUGAAUGACACUUUGCUGGAUAAACUGGGGGAGCCGCCCAGCGAGGUGAUGAUCACCACCCUGUGGUCGGUGUCGGUGGCCAUCUUCUCCAUUGGCGGCAUGAUCGGCUCCUUCUCCGUGGGACUCUUUGUCAACCGCUUUGGCAGGCGCAAUUCAAUGCUCAUUGUCAACGUUUUUGCUAUCAUUGGUGGUUGCCUCAUGGGCUUCUGCAAGCUGGGGAAGUCGGUUGAAAUGCUGGUCAUAGGUCGACUGGUCAUCGGCUUCUUCUGCGGGCUCUGCACGGGCUUCGUCCCCAUGUACAUCGGGGAGAUCUCCCCGACUGCCCAGCGAGGGGCGUUUGGCACCCUCAACCAGCUGGGUAUCGUCGUGGGCAUCCUGGUGGCCCAGAUCUUUGGUCUGAACUUCAUCCUGGGGAGCGAGAAGCUGUGGCCAGUGCUGCUGGCCUUCACCAUCAUCCCCGCUGUCGUCCAAGGCAUCGCUCUUCCCUUCUGCCCCGAGAGCCCCAGGUUCCUGCUCAUUAACAAAAAGGAAGAGGAGCAGGCGACCAAGAUCCUCCAGCGCGUGUGGGGCACGGACGACGUGAGCCAGGACAUCCAGGAAAUGAAGGAAGAGAGUGUCCGGAUGUCGCAAGAGAAGCGGCCCACCGUGCUGGACCUGUUCCGGUCCCCCAACUACCGGCAGCCCAUCCUGAUCGCCAUCAUGCUGCAGCUCUCUCAGCAGCUGUCGGGGAUCAACGCCGUAUUCUAUUACUCAACAGGAAUCUUCAAGGAGGCAGGUGUGAAGGAGCCCAUCUACGCCACCAUUGGUGCCGGCGUGGUCAACACUAUCUUCACCGUCGUUUCGCUGUUUCUGGUGGAGCGCAUGGGGCGCCGGACGCUGCACCUCCUGGGCCUGGCAGGCAUGGCUGGCUGCUCCAUACUCAUGACGGUUUCCUUGUUGAUGAAGACGAAUCAUCCGUGGAUGAGCGUAGUCUGCAUUGUGGCUAUCUUGGUCUUCGUGGCCUUCUUUGAGAUCGGCCCGGGGCCCAUCCCCUGGUUCAUCGUGGCCGAGCUCUUUAGCCAGGGCCCCCGGCCGGCGGCCAUGGCAGUGGCCGGCUGCUCCAACUGGACCUCCAACUUCCUGGUGGGGCUGCUCUUCCCUUCGGCUGCGUUCUACUUAGGCUCCUACGUGUUCAUCGUCUUCACCGUGUUCCUCGUGAUCUUCUUCAUCUUCACCUUCUUCAAAGUGCCCGAGACUCGGGGCAGGACUUUCGAGGAGAUCACCCGGGCCUUCGAAGUCGGGGCGGCCCCACAGGAGAAAGGCUCCUCGGUCCCCAUGAACAUCCUCCCCCAGAUCAACACGCCCAGCAACGCAGCUGUCGGGGGUGAAGGGGCAGGCGAAGAGGAAGGCCAAGGCCAAGGCCAAGGCGAAGGGGAAGGGGAAGCGGAAGGGGAAGGGGUCUAACCAAGCCCGGCUCUUGACCCGCCUCUCUCCCCCUCGACACACAAGCCCCCUCUCCCCAGAGCCGAGGGGGGGCGCACCUCGUCAGGUUGGAAAUCAGGACUGUUUCCGAAUGCUGCUACUUGAUCUCUUCUCAUCCUACACAGCCCAGGAGCGCCCGGCCUGGGCCCCUGGGAUUGGGGGUCUCCACCCGCCCCCCAGGCGCUGUCACAUCAUGGCCUUGCUUGGGACGUUUCUCCCUAGCUGGAGAGAAACCGAGGGACCCUCCCUUCAUUUCCGGAGGGUUGGGUUGGCCCCUGGGCCUGUGACGGCUUGGCCACUUCCUUCUUCCCUGGCUUCCAAACUCGCCUCUGGGGAAGAAGAGUCAGGGUGCCGGGACCCCCACCUCAGAAAGUAGGUGUCUGUCCCACGGAGGUGGGGGUGGGGGGGGCAAGAGUUGGGAUCACACAAAGCACCAGCCUCACUUCCGUACGGCUCAGCAGAGCGACACUUCUUCACUUGAGUUUUAUUUAUUUUAACUUCUGGUGGUAUUGCAUAAAAUAUUUAUUUUUUUAACUGUAAAGGAAUUUUACCAAAUAAUUAAAAAAAAUUAUAUAUAGAUCUCUAUAUAAGGAUAUUGAGGUGCAGAGGGGGAGGUGUUUUUGGGGGAGAGGCGAGAGGGAGGAAGGGGUGAGGUGAGGUGAGAUGCAGUGAAGGUUUUUUGCUCGAUGCCAGGGCGCAAACUUGGCCUCGGUCGCUCUGAAGGAAACUGAUUUCUCAAGAGACGUGAUGUGCCUGUGCUACUGAGGUUUCCUUUGGAUUUUUUUUCCCCCCCUUUGCUUAAGAUUAAAUGUAGUUAUUACUUGAAAUCUAGGGUUGUUAUAAAGAUGGGCAUUGUAGUUGGUGAUGGUUUCGGGGUUCUCCUGUUCUCGGCCCAAGCCAUUUUCUUUUCCUUGUAGGGGGUCCACUUUAAAAACAACAAUAUGCGCACCCCCAUAUACACACACGUCACACACACACACACACACACACACACACACUGCAAGCCCCUGUGAUGGGGCUAACCCCCUCCCCUGUUUCUUGGUUCGAGGUUUAUUUUCUCCAUUUUAUUCUUUAGGGGACUUUUAGCUCCUGCAUUUAUUUUUUGUAUUAACCUGUAGCUUGAAAAGAAAUCAGAAGAGAGUGUUGAUAGCUGGUGUGGGGAUUUGUAAUCUGGGAGAAGUUUUUUUUUUUUUUUUUUUUCCCUGAGUGGUUCUUAUGUGAAUGUUGUUACUCUUAGGGUCCUGGCAUGCUUGUCCAGUUGCUGACCACAGUGUUGAUGUGUUAAGUGCUCUUCCGAGGGCCUGGAUCUUUCCUCCCACCCCCCUGCAGGAGACGGUAUGGUGCGGAAGUGGGCGGUGAGACUCCGAACGUUACGUCUGCUGUCCCCGAGCAGACCCGACGGAAGUGUUGAGCCGUGUAUAUCAGAAACACUGCCUCUGAUGGGUGACAUUUGUGUCCCUCUGGUUCUCUUCCAAGCCCCUCUGACCUCUCCUUGUUGGAGAAGGUGGAGCUCAUGAAACCCCUCCCGGCCGGAGACGGAGUGGGAAAGAGAAUGAAGAGAUGAGAACUUGGGGCCUUCUGUGGCUAGUGGAGGGGGGCCCCCCCGGGGGGCCACGGGAGGUGUUGGGAAGUGAGCCUGCCACGGUCAGACCGUUUCCUUUGAUUGUUCCAUCUCCCUUUCCCUUGGUGCUUACACAUUUCAGAUCCUUGCCUGAGACAGGGUUUUUGUCCAGACCUCCCACCGAGUGCUCUCUCGCGAGCUCUCUCUCUCUCUAGCAUGGGAGCCUUGGAAUUGGGGGGUGGUAUUGGGGUGGGGUAGAGGGUUGGGCACGGGGCGGCCCUCACCCUGAGUGCAAGUUCCCCUGUUUUUUCAGUGACCCAGUGGUGAAUGUUUCCAAAUGAAUUUCUUAUGACUCAUGUUAAACUGUGGUUCUUUGUUUUGAAAUAAAAAUUCUGAAUGUAUCUAGAA